Molecule: messenger RNA, 1659 nt
Organism: Kazachstania africana CBS 2517
Lineage: Eukaryota; Fungi; Ascomycota; Saccharomycetes; Saccharomycetales; Saccharomycetaceae
Exons: 1
Coding region: 1-1659 (552 amino acids)
Biological process (GO): fungal-type cell wall (1->3)-beta-D-glucan biosynthetic process
Cellular component (GO): fungal-type cell wall; cytoplasm
Molecular function (GO): 1,3-beta-glucanosyltransferase activity
Source: RefSeq, a predicted model, not a curated record
AUGCUAUUCCAAAAGUCAUUACUCACUACUGCUGCGUCAGCUCUGUUCGCCGCUAAAGCUGUCAUUGCCGAUGACUUACCUACAAUCGAAAUUGUUAACAACAAGUUUUUUUAUUCCACUAACGGUUCGCAAUUCUACAUCAAAGGUAUUGCAUACCAAGCAAGCACAGUAAAUUCUACUUCUGGUUCUACAAUUAAUGAUCCUUUGGCGGAUUACACAACAUGUUCAAGAGAUAUUCCAUAUUUACAAGCCCUAGACACAAAUGUUAUUCGUGUGUACGCAUUGAACACUUCCUUAGAUCACACCGAAUGUAUGGAAGCUUUGAAUGAUGCUGGUAUUUACGUUAUUGCUGAUUUAUCUUCUCCAUCUGAAUCCAUUAAUAGAGAUGACCCUACAUGGACUUUAGAACUAUUCCAACGCUACAAAGAUGUUGUUGAUGUUAUGGCUAACUAUACAAACGUUUUAGGUUUUUUUGCAGGUAACGAAGUCUCGAAUGAUUAUGAAACAGCAGAUGCCUCUGCUUUCGUAAAAGCUGCUAUUAGAGACACGAAACAAUACAUCUCUGAUCAAGGUUAUAGAAGCAUCCCAGUUGGUUAUUCAUCAAAUGAUGAUUCAAAGACAAGAGUUGCUAUGGCAGAUUAUUUCGAUUGUGGUGAUUCCUCCGACAGAGCAGAUUUCUAUGGUAUAAAUAUGUAUGAAUGGUGCGGUAACUCAACUUAUUCAUCAUCAGGUUAUGAAGCAAGAACCAAAGAGUUUGCUAAUUUGACAAUACCAGUUUUCUUCUCAGAAUAUGGUUGUAACGCCGUCACACCAAGACUAUUUACUGAAGUUCAAGCAUUAUACGGUGAGAACAUGACUGAUGUCUGGUCCGGUGGUAUCGUCUACAUGUAUUUCGAAGAAACUAACAACUAUGGUCUAGUUUCCAUUAGUGACGAUGAAGUUAAGACUCUAGAUGAUUACAACAAUUACUCCAAGCAAAUUCAUUCCAUUUUUCCAACUUCCGCUUCUACUGCAUCAAUGACCAGCUCAUCUGCUACUUUAGCUUGUCCAGCAACUAGUAAAUACUGGGAAGUUGCCACUAAUUUACCACCUACCCCAGAUGAAGAUUUAUGUGAAUGUAUGAAUGCGGCUUCUAGUUGUGUCGUAUCAAGCGAUGUUGACUCUGAUGACUAUUCUGAUUUAUUUUCAUAUGUUUGCGCUGAAGUCAGCUGUGAUGGUAUCUCUGCUAAUGGUACUACUGGUGAAUAUGGUGCAUACUCUUUCUGCUCCUCUGAACAACAAUUAAAUUUUGUACUAAAUCUAUAUUAUGAAGCCGAGGGUGCGGACUCCUCUGCAUGUGACUGGGAUGGUUCUGCCACUUUACAAACAGCUACCACCCAAGCUGGCUGUUCGGCUGCUUUGAAAGAAAUUGGUAGUAUUGGUACUAAGAGUGCUUCAGACUCUGCUGUCUAUACUGGCGCAAGUGGAUCCGGCAGUACCACUGCAACCAAGAAAACUGGAUCUAGUUCUAAAUCUUCUUCAACAAGCUCUUCCAGUGCUAGUUCUACCGAAUCCUCUAGUGCUGGCAGCAUCAAUGCGAAAGUGAAUUUAGGGCAAGUUCUUUUAACAUCUUUUGCUACGCUAUCAGUUCUAGCUGGUGUUAGCUUCGCAUUAUGUUAA